CAAUAUGGAAGCAUUGUCAUACUCGGAGGAAGAGAUUUUGUAGUUCACUCUACGGAGAACAAAAGGAAAGCCGACGUUGUAACGAAAUCUAAACUUGAAGAUUUGGUAUAACCAAAUAGAGAUUGGCCAGAUCAAGCAUCGUUCUUGAUCCAUUUGUUGUUCUUCUAGUGUGAACACAUGAACUACUUGUUAGGGUUUCAAACUUGAUCGCAACAUUUCUAUCUGCUUAGGGUUUUGUGCGUUCAUACAUGUGUUCUUGAAUCUUAGUUCCAAGAUUGGGAAAAAUGGUGGAUGAUUCUGAACAAGGAGAAAAAGAACUAGACCUCGUGGGUUCGUAUUUCUUGAAGUUAUGGAGAUUUAAGUCCAAGAGGGCUGCGGCUUCAUCUGCAAAAGACGUUGAAAUGGGGAAUUUAGAUAAUGAAGACGAAGAACUAGAAGAAGAGGAGGAGUCGGUUCCCACGGAGCUUGACACUUUGAACAGUUCGGGUGGGUUCUCGAUUGUGUUACCGGAUAAGCUAUCCGUUCAGUAUCCGAGCGUGAACUUACAUGGCCACGAUGUGGGUGUUGUUCAGGCCAAUUGUCCAGCUCCCGUCAAGCGUCUUGUCUAUUACUUUGAGAUUUAUGUCAAGAAUGCUGGUGCCAAAGGCUAUGUCUCUAUUGGAUUCACCACCGAGGGUUUCAAUAUGCGCAGACAACCUGGCUGGGAAGCAAACAGUUUUGGAUAUCAUGGGGAUGAUGGACUGCUUUAUCGUGGACAAGGAAAAGGAGAGGCGUUUGGCCCAACUUAUUCCACUGGUGAUACAGUCGGUGGUGGAAUUAACUAUGGUUCACAGGAGUUCUUUUUCACUAAUCAUUCUUUCAGGUACUUUACAGGAAUAUGUUUAUGUUCUUGAUGCCAGGAAAAAUGGUCAAGUGGUUGGAACAGUAGAGAAAGAUGUAAAAGGUCGCUUAUAUCCUACAAUUGCUGUUCACAGUCAACAUGAAGAGGUGAGUGUUAACUUUGGGAAAGAUCCGUUUCUUUUUGACAUCAAGGCAUAUGAAGCAGCACAAAGAGCAAAGCAACAGACGUAUAUUGAAAGAAUAAGUAUACCACAGACGGCUAGUUAUGGAAUUGUUCGUUCCUACCUACAGCAUUAUGGCUACGAGGACACCCUGCAUGUCUUUGAUGUGGCUAGCCAAAGUUCAGUUCCUCCUAUUACUGGUAUUCAUGAUAACGGGUUCAAUGAGCAUGGCGUGUAUGCAUUAAAGCAUAGAAAAAUUCUUCGAAAGCUAAUCAAGGAUGGUCAAAUUGAUGAUGCAUUUGGUAAUCUACGUGAGUGGUAUCCUCAGACGGUUCAGGAUGAUACAUCAGCCAUUUGUCUUAUGCUACACUGUCAAAAAUUCAUUGAACUAGUCCGGGUUGGACACCUGGAGGAAGCCGUGGAUUAUGGGAGGACUCACUUUGAAAAAUUUUAUAGCUUGAAAGAGUAUGAAGAUCUUGUUAAGGACUGUGCUGCUUUGUUGGCAUACGAAGAGCCAAAGAAAUCGUCAGUGGGUUAUCUUCUGGAGGAAUCGCAGCUAGAAAACGUGGCGGAUGCAGUGAACGCGAUAAUAUUGUCGACAAACCCAGAGGUGAAAGACAAUAGAAGCUGCUUGCAUUCUUAUCUGGAGAAGCUUUUGAGGCAACUAACUGCUUGCUUCUUAGAGAAAAGGUUGCUGAACGGAAAUCAAGGCGAAGCUUUCCAUCUGCGCAGAGUGCUCCUCGCGAAGAACAGUUAGUUGUUUUAGACCGAUUCUUUUGAUUCUCACCCGCUGUCGAUAUGUCCUGCCUGGCUCACUUUUACUAUUUUUUCGUCUCAAAUGUUUCGGUUGUAAAACUAAAUUACCAAAGCUUUAGAUGUACAUUUUCUGAAUCUGUACUGGUAUAAGAUGGUUGAAUUAAUCUGGUCUUUGCUGGUUA
Molecule: messenger RNA, 1939 nt
Organism: Cynara cardunculus var. scolymus (artichoke)
Lineage: Eukaryota; Viridiplantae; Streptophyta; Magnoliopsida; Asterales; Asteraceae
Product: ran-binding protein M homolog
Exons: 10
Coding region: 547-1758 (403 amino acids)
Biological process (GO): cell surface receptor signaling pathway; cytoskeleton organization
Cellular component (GO): cytoplasm
Molecular function (GO): protein binding
Source: RefSeq, a predicted model, not a curated record